CCGGCCGCGGCGGCGGCGGUGGCGGCGGCGGCGGCGAACCGGGGAGCGGGCCCGCGGUUCGCGCUAAGAUGGCCGCUCCGGCUCGGGCCGUUUUCAGGUGCUUCAGGUGUUGUGAACAGACUUGUUUGGAUUAUGUGUUUCCCGGAUGGACUAAAUGAAUGUUAAUGAUGGAUACGUGCAAACACAUUGGGCAGUUGCAGCUUGCUCAAGACCAUUCCAUCCUCAGCCCUCAGAAGUGGCAUUGUGUGGACUGCAGUACGACCGAGUCCAUCUGGGCCUGCCUCAGCUGUCCCCACGUCGCCUGUGGACGCUACAUUGAAGAGCACGCACUCAAGCACUUUCAAGAAAGCAGUCAUCCUGUUGCGUUGGAAGUGAACGAGAUGCAUAUUUUCUGCUACCUCUGUGAUGAUUAUGUCCUGAACGACAAUGCAACUGGAGACAUGAAGUUACUACGGAGUACGUUAAGUGCAAUCAAAAGUCAAAAUUACUGCACCACUCGUAGCGGAAGGGUUUUACGACCGAUGGGCACCAGUGACGAUUCUUACUUCUUACACGAUGACGCCCAGCCUCCACUUUGGAGUGAGGGUCAGGUGUGUGCUGCUCUUUGGCACCGGAGGAGAGUGCUCCUGGGGAAAAUCUUUCGCACUUGGUUUGAACAGUCACCCAUUGGAAGAAAGAGGCAAGAAGAGCAAUGUCAGGAAAGCAUAGGAGCAAAAAGGGAAGUGAAAAAAAGGCAGCAAGAACUGUUAGACUAUCAAGUAGAAGCAGAAUGGGAAGGUUCGCCUCCCAGAAAGAGCGUACGUUUGCAUGGUGCAGCUCUGUCCACCAUGACGGAGACUGCUCCUGUUCAGCUCCCGCCACAAACCCCAGCAUCUCCAGCGAAGGAGAAAAUCGCACCUCCUACCUCAGAAGACGGAAGGUGGAAGAAAGCUGGUGACGCCUCAGCUAAACGAAGGCCGGUGGUAACUCCUGGUGUAACCGGAUUGAGAAAUUUGGGGAAUACUUGCUAUAUGAAUUCUGUUCUUCAAGUACUGAGUCAUUUACUUAUUUUUCGGCAGUGUUUUUUAAAGCUUAAUCUGAACCAGUGGCUGGCUGUGACUGCUGGUGAUAAGACAAGAUCUUACAGCCACCCUUCCGUGACAGAUGCCAUGGUGUAUCAGAUGAGUGAGUGCCAAGAAAAAGAGCCAGGCUUCCUGUGCUCCCGACACCCAAGUAUACCCUCAGGACUGAGUGGUGGGGCAUCAAAAAGUAGAAACAUGGAGCUUACUGAACCAAGGGAGCCAAGUCCACAAUACUUCUCUCUCUGCCACGAAUUGCAUACCUUAUUCCAGGUCAUGUGGUCUGGAAAGUGGGCCCUGGUCUCCCCGUCUGCCAUGCUGCACUCGGUGUGGAGGGUGAUUCCUGCAUUUCGUGGUUAUGCCCAGCAAGAUGCUCAGGAAUUUCUUUGUGAACUUUUGGAUAAAAUACAAAAUGAACUAGAGACAACGGGUAGGGUGCCAGCGCUUCUCCCCACUUCUCAAAGGAAACUUAUCAAGCAAGUUCUGAAUGUUGUAAAUAAUAUUUUUCAUGGGCAGCUUCUUAGUCAGGUUACAUGUCUUGCAUGUGACAACAAAUCAAAUACCAUAGAACCUUUCUGGGACUUGUCAUUGGAAUUUCCAGAACGAUACCAGUGCAGUGGGAAAGAUGCUACCUCACAGCCAUGUUUGGUUACUGAGAUGUUGGCCAAAUUCACAGAAACCGAAGCUUUAGAUGGAAAAAUCUACGUAUGUGACCAGUGUAACUCGAAGCGUAGAAGGUUCUCCUCCAAGCCAGUCACACUCACCGAAGCCCGGAAGCAGCUCCUGGUCUGCCGCUUGCCGCAGGUUCUCAGGCUACACCUCAAGCGGUUCAGGUGGUCAGGACGUAAUAACCGAGAGAAGAUCGGUGUUCAUGUCGGCUUUGAGGAGAUCUUAAACAUGGAGCCCUAUUGCUGCAGAGAGACCUUGAAGUCGCUCAGACCUGAAUGCUUUCUGUACAACCUGUCUGCCGUGGUGAUGCACCAUGGGAAAGGGUUCGGCUCGGGACACUACACUGCCUACUGCUAUAACUCUGAAGGAGGCUUCUGGGUGCACUGCAACGACUCCAAGCUGAGCAUGUGCACCACGGCCGAGGUGUGCAAGGCCCAGGCCUACAUCCUGUUCUACACCCAGCGCGGCCCCGAGACCGGACAUCUGGAGCCCCCAGCGGACAGCCAGCACCCCAGUGAUGCCGCAGACGCCCCUUCUCCAGCUGACCAGGAUGGCGGUUUACUUCCUGAAAUCUGUACACAGACUUUGUAAAGGGCUGUUAAAAUUUUGAGCUUUUUUAACUUACAAAUCAGUGCACACUACAUUUAUACAUUUUGUAUUUAACAAAACUUUUUUACAGAGACAAAACACAAAUACAUGUUUUUCAAGUGCUUGGUUAUUUUAAACUGUUUACCUCAGGCUCAUGUUACCUCUUACCUUGGAUGUCUUAAUUGGCUCACAUCAUGAAUUUGUGCAAUCUACUAAAGAAAUGCAGGGAGGCAUUUUAUAUACAUUUGUUUAUCUUUUGUAGCUGCUUUCUAUACAAACUGUAAAUAGAUGGAAAAUUGGACAGUUUCUUCACAAAUAGUCUUAACCAAAAAAAGGACAAGGACAUUUCUUGCAGGCCAUUUGUAUACUGAAGUCACUUUGCCUUGUGAAGGGAGCUAAGCUAAGGCACUGAAAGCAGAAUAUGAAGGCAUCACUUAUACUCGGCAGUCACCCUCGCUGACAUUCCUGAGACUCUGCACAUGACGGGGCUCAGAAGAGACUUUAAUUUGGUUAAUGGAAUUUGAUUUAAAAUGUUAACAAUUGGAGGCUGAGGCAGGAGGAUCGCUGUGAGUUCGAGGCCAGCCUGGGCUACAUAGUGAGCCCCAAUCUCAAAAAACGAACAACAAAAAUUUUAACAGUUGUUCUUUAUUUGGCAUAGUCAAACUAUAUCUAAAUGAAAAGGGCAGAUUUACAAAUGUAUUUUUAAGUGAACUUUGUAACUAUGGAUCCAAAAAGAAAAGGAGGGCUGGGACUUACUUGAAUUUACCAAACCAGUAUGUGCUGUUAUCUUUGGGUAGGAGUUCAUUCUGUAUGUUUGAUUACAUUAGAUCUCUUAAAGCUUUGUAUAGCUUGAGAUUGUUAGUUCCAGGGAAUAAAAAAGUCUUGAAAAAAAACA
This is a messenger RNA of Heterocephalus glaber (naked mole-rat), 3210 nucleotides long. The record is from RefSeq and is a predicted model, not a curated record. NCBI's taxonomy places the organism in Eukaryota, Metazoa, Chordata, Mammalia, Rodentia, Bathyergidae.